AUGUAUGGUAAAACUGAGAUGUGCUGGGGUCGGGGAAAGUGCCCUACCUUCUUGGACUGUAGAUCUGUACUGAUUAAAACAAACGGAGAAACAGUAACUUCAGCAGUAUCCGAGAAAUAUCAGCUUGAUGGUAACAUUGAGCAAGGAAACGUGUCGCUCACGAUAAAGCAGCUCCGGAAAGAAGACGGCGGCUGGUAUUGCUGCCGUGUGGUGUGGCGUGGACCGUUUAAUGAUGACAAAGUGAAUCUGAAUGUGCUGGUUUUGGAUGAGAUCACCACACCGAAUCCUUCAACCACAAAUGAGUCUGUCCAUGCACAGGAUGCAAACUCUGUCACAGCUUCUACAUUUGAAGGUACUCGAGAAAUUCUGAGCUCUACGAUAACUACGAAUGGAAUCAACAGUGCUUCCGAACAACACGGAGACACAAAUCUUAAACUUUUUCUUAGCAUUGGUUUUCUGGUUUUGCUCUGUUUGACUGGAAUAGCAAUGUUUAUCUUCUUGAAAAACUCAAAGAAUUCCACAAAAAGGAACACUUUAAACAAUGCUAUUGAACUGCAACAGCAUCAAGCAAUUGAAGAAAAUAUAUAUCAAGUUUCUUAAAGAACUAUUUUGUGCACAAAGUAAUAAUAUUGAUUAAUUAGUUAAUAGUUUUAGAAUGUUGUAACGCCUAAACUAUUGAGUAAACAAGAAUAGGAAAAUAAAUUAAGUGAAAUUAUUUGUAAAUCAAUCAAAAUAUAUUGUUGUAUUAAAUGUGUGGAGCCUUGAUAAUGUUUGACUUUACAUGGUAAAAGCCUUUAAAACAGAAAACUUCACUGGCCAUUGUGAGCCAUCGAUUAUUAUGCAUCCUUAUAAUUCAAGUUAGAUGGCUUCGAAAUUCUCGUGCAGCCAAACAAAUGUGAACUUAAGGAGUGCAUAAGGUCCAAGGCUUAACUUAAGGAUAAAGGGGAAAUCCUUUAAAACCGAGAUGAGAAGAACUUUUUUCACGCAGAGAGUGGUGAAUCUCUGGAACUCUCUGCCACAGAGGGUAGUUGAGGCCAGUUCAUUGGCUAUAUUUAAGAGGGAGUUAGAUGUGGCCCUUGUGGCUAAGGGGAUCAGGGGGUAUGGAGAGAAGGCAGGUACGGGAUACUGAGUUGGAUGAUCAGCCAUGAUCAUAUUGAAUGGCGGUGCAGGCUCGAAGGGCCGAAUGGCCUACUCCUGCACCUAAUUUCUAUGUUUCUAAGGCAAGAAUUUGGACAGAGGGAGGAAUGGGGUGCUGGCAGCUGUGGGCUCAAUCGAGCCUGAGCUAUGCUAGUCAUGGAUGAAUCAGAACCAUGUGGUUUGGGGAACAUUGAGGGAACACAAGGGGGGAAGAUGUAAAAAUGUAUUUUGUUUGUUGUUCAGGAAACACAUCAUGGAACAAUAUGGUGGUGAGUGAUUGUCUGAGAUGGUGGAUGUUUAGCAUAGUUUGGGGAGGGUCACAGUGAGGAUUGAGAUCGCAGAUUGAGACUGUACCAGGGUAAUUGUUGAGUUAAGGGGCAGGAGAAUCAGUGCCUGGGCCUUGGGGUUUCUUGGUUGUUAUAUACAUUAACGAUUGGAAAAGGAAAGUAGUUGGAAAUGUUGUGGAAGUUUACGGAUAAUAACCAAAAUGGUUCUACGAUGGACAGUGAAGGUUGUCUAAAGUUGUAACAGGAUCUAGAUCAACUGGGAUAGGGGGUAAAGGAAUGGUUGAUGGAAUUUAACUCACACAAGUUCAAAGUGAUGCAUUUUGGGAGGUUAAACCAGGGUGGUAAAUUACAGGACCACAGGGAGUGUUGUUGAACAGAGAUCUUCAGGUCAAAUACAUAGGGCAGCAAAGUGGCACAGCGGUAAAGUUGCUGCCUUACAGCGCCAGAGAUCUGGGUUUGAUCCUGACUAUGGGUGCUGUCUGUAGGGAUUUUGUACAUUUUUCAUGUUACUACAUGGCUUUUCUCCAUGUACUCUGGUUUCCUCCAUCAUUCCAAAGACAUGCACAUGUAGGUUAAUUGGCUUCUGUAUUUUCCCUAGCGUGUAGGAUAGGAACCAAUGUAUGGGUGAUCGUUGGUCAGUGUGCACAGUGGGCUCAAGGGCCUAUUUCAACGCUGUAUCUCUAAAACUAAAAUGUUGCCUGAAAAUAAUGGUACGUAAACAAAAUGGUGAAGAAGGCAUAAGACCUGCUUGCCUUCAACAGAGCUCUGAGUACAGGAGCUGAGACAUCAUAUUCCAGCUGCACCAUACAUGUUGGGAUCACACCUGGAAAAUUAAGUGUAGCUCUAGUCACCGUGCUAUUGGAAGGAUGACUAUGCGAGAGCAGAUGCAGAAAAGAUUCACAGGGAAGUUGUUGCGAUUGGAGAGCAUGUAUUAGGAGGACAGAUUGGAGAGGCUGGGAAUGUUAUCCUUGGAGUGAAGGUCCAAAAUUAGCUUACAAACGUUUACAAAAUCUCAAGGUGCAUAGAUGAGAUCACUGACUUUCUUUCAGUCUAAAACUAGAGGAUAUAGAUUUAAAUGAGAGGGGAAAGAUUUAAAGGGGACCUGAGGGACAUAUUUUUCACACAGAAGAUGGCAGUUAUAUUUAAUGAGCUGCCAGACAAAGUACUAUAGGCAAAUCCAAUCAUAAUAUUUGAGAGGUUCAUGGAUAGGAAAGUUGAGGGUCACAUGCAGGCAAUGAGCUUGAGAAGGUAGCAUGGCUGGCACGGAAUAGUUGGUCUGUUUCUAUUGCAUGUUCUAAUAUGGUUGUGGUAUGCCCUUUUUUUAUACUUUUAAAAUUGAUAAUACAUUUAUUUUGUGGAUU
Molecule: messenger RNA, 2785 nt
Organism: Leucoraja erinaceus (little skate)
Lineage: Eukaryota; Metazoa; Chordata; Chondrichthyes; Rajiformes; Rajidae
Product: hepatitis A virus cellular receptor 1 homolog
Exons: 6
Coding region: 1-600 (199 amino acids)
Source: RefSeq, a predicted model, not a curated record